GAAAAAAGAGUGAUAAUUGAGAAAGAGAAAGAGAAAGAAGAUAGGAGAGAGAGAAAAGAAGCUGUCUCGUGAAGAGCAGGUGAAGCUGAACCAAAAGAAAAUAAAAGCUUUGCUCUUUUUCUUUCUUUCUUCUUUCUCUCUCUAAGAAAUCUCUUCUAAGAGCACUCACAUUCAUUCCUUGCUUCCUCCUUUUAUAUCACGAGAUCCCCAUCACUUUCUUUCUUCUUCUUCUUCCAAGUUCAUAUUUGUGGCAUUGACGCUGAUAGAGUGAGAGGGAGAAAAUAAAUUAAAUUAAAACACAGAGAGAGUCCCAAAAUAGAAAGAGAGAGUUUUUAAGAUACUCUUUUCUGUUUGUUUUGGCUAUCAGCAAAAAUGUCACGUUCUGAUAAACCCAUUCCCGAGUUAGGGCUCAGCGAUCGCUUCCGUGACUCACUGAGUUGUUCUGAAGCGAACAAACCCGAUUUCCGAGAACUCGAUCUGGGUUCACCUGUUUCUCCAUUGCGUGCUCGUCACCAUAGUGCAGCCACUACCAGUAGUAGCAGCAGCAGUAGCGGUUCAUCCGGGUCGGGUCGAGCCGGUAACAACCCGGUUUCUAAGAGAUCCGAUUCCGGCGAGCUCUCCGGCUCCAGUGAUACUAACAGUCCCACCCGGACAUCCAAACCGGGUCAUCGGAGAUCCGAUUCGGGUCAGAGCCAGAGAUCCCCUUCCUCCGCCGCUGUGAACUCGCCGCCGCUGAAUGUUCUUCCUGCCGGGAACAUUUGCCCUUCCGGCAGGGUUCUCAAGGCAGUGCCGGUAGCGGCUGUGUCAAGCCGGAGCUCCAGGACCGACAUUUUGGGCUCCGGCACAGGGAAUUACGGCCACGGAAGCAUAAUGCGGGGCGGCAGAGGUGGCGGGAGCAACACCAGUGAGGCAGCGAGGGUGAGGGUUAGCGGGGGUUGCGGCGAUUUGAUGAAGCGUGUGGAUCCGGAAGAGGUGAAGAGAGCAGGAAAUGAAGAGUAUAAGAGAGGGCACUUUGCGGAGGCGCUGUGCCUUUAUGAUCGGGCAAUUGCGCUGUCUCCGGGCAAUGCUGCGUACCGCAGUAACCGUGCUGCCGCAUUGAUCGGUUUGGGACGGCUGCCGGAGGCGGUGAGGGCGUGUGAGGAGGCGGUAGAGUUGGAUCGUACCUAUGGAAGGGCGCAUCAGCGUUUGGCGACUCUCUUUCUCAGGUUAGGAGUAGUUGAGAAUGCUAGGAAGCACCUUUGUUAUUCUGGGCUGAAGCCAGAUCCUUGUGAGUUGCACAAGUUACAAAUAGUGGAAAAGCAUAUUAGCAAAUGUGUGGAUGUACGGAGGAUAAGAGAUUGGAAGAGUGUACUUAGGGAAGCUGAUGCUGCUGUUGCUACGGGAGUGGAUUCUUGUGUUCAGCUCUUUAUGUGUAGAGCAGAAGCCCUUCUCAGGCUCCACCAGAUGGAUGAUGCCGAAUCAAGUUUAUUACAUAUUCCCAAAUGUGAGCCGCAUCCUGUUUCCUUAUCGCAGGCCAGAUUUUUUGGGAUGCUUUCUGAAGCUUAUUGCUACUUUGUUAAAGCUCAGAUUGAGAUGGCUUUUGGAAGGUUUGAGAAUGCAGUUACAGCUGCUGAGCAAGCUAGUCAGAUUGACCCCCGAAACAUUGAAGUUGCUGUUUUGCUCAACAAUGUAAGGAUGGUGGCUAGAGCUCGAUUGCGUGGCAAUGAUCUCUUUAAAUCAGAAAGGUUCACUGAAGCGUGCUUGGCAUAUGGAGAAGGUUUGAGGCUAGACCCUUCAAACUCUGUUCUCUAUUGCAAUAGAGCAGCAUGUUUUUUUAAGCUUGGGCAAUGGGAAAAAUCAAUUGAAGACUGCAAUCAAGCUUUACUCAUCCAACCAAACUACACAAAAGCCAUUCUUCGGAAGGCUGCUUCAAAUAGCAAGCUAGAAAGGUGGGCAGAAGCAGUAAACGAUUACGAGCUCUUGCGGAGAGAACUACCAGAUGACAAUGAAGUUGCUGAAGCACUGUUUCAUGCGCAAGUAGCAUUAAAGAAGUCUCGUGGGGAAGAAGUACAUAAUUUAAAGUUUGGUGGUGAAGUGGAGGACAUAUCAGGUCUUGAGCAGUUUAGAGCUGCAAUAUCUUUACCAGGUGUUUCUGUUGUUCAUUUUGAAACCGCAUCCAACUUGCAAUGCAAGCAAAUAUCACCCUUUGUGGAUACGCUGUGUAGUCGCCAUCCAUCUAUAAAUUUCCUCAAGGUGGAUAUUCAACAAAGCCCAACAGUCGCUACUGCUGAGAAUGUGAGCAUUGUACCGACAUUCAAGAUCUACAAAAAUGGCUGUCGAGUGAAGGAAAUUGUAUGUCCUAGUCGUGAAAUGUUGGAACACUCCGUUAGGCAUUACAGCUUGUAGAACUCAUGACCUUGUACUGCUUCUCCAUUCUAUAUACUGCAUUUCCAUCCUGCCACUUGACAUGCAGUGAGACUCUUCACAGUUCAUCCAGUCUUGUGCUCCCACCUUAAAAUGAUCUCCUGAUACCUGUUGUCAUAUUCACAUCAACCACAUAAUAAUCUUGUUAGCAGCCAGUUCCAACGGAACCCAGGACAUAAACUAGUUCCUUUUGCUGUUGUUAUUUAUUCAUUCAUUCCUAAUUUCUUUCUGGUUCCAUGUUCCUCCAACUUUCCCUUUGUCAUUUUUCUUUUCUCUUAUUUUUCACUUCAUGUAGACCAGCUGUUAUUGUAUCCCCAGUUUCUUUAUGGGUGAAAAAAAAAGAGAUUUUUGUGUCUGUAAUUGACUAAAUUGUCACUUUAUAUUACCUUUUGGACAGACAAGGGAGAGGAGGUUGGUCUGCUGUUAGAGGAGGAUCCUGUACAUGUAUAUAUGUGUUGAUUACGUACCAAACACUGGAAGCCUUAAAGGGGGAUAGGAUGACUGUUGGGUACCUAAUGGGUUGGUGAAAUGAGGGUGAAUUUGUUGUUAUUGUUAUUAUUUUUCUAUCUUAGCCAUUUGAUCAAUAAAAUUUCCCAUUUUUUCUGCC
Messenger RNA from Abrus precatorius (Indian licorice), 3010 nucleotides. Its product is annotated as TPR repeat-containing thioredoxin TTL1-like. The record is from RefSeq and is a predicted model, not a curated record. NCBI's taxonomy places the organism in Eukaryota, Viridiplantae, Streptophyta, Magnoliopsida, Fabales, Fabaceae. Gene Ontology annotation, molecular function: protein binding. Gene Ontology annotation, cellular component: cytoplasm. The transcript is spliced from 7 exons. The coding region runs from base 373 to 2385 and encodes 670 amino acids.